Messenger RNA from Nannizzia gypsea CBS 118893, 3732 nucleotides. Its product is annotated as DNA-directed RNA polymerase I subunit RPA2. Gene Ontology annotation, cellular component: RNA polymerase I complex; nucleus. The transcript is spliced from 2 exons. NCBI's taxonomy places the organism in Eukaryota, Fungi, Ascomycota, Eurotiomycetes, Onygenales, Arthrodermataceae. Gene Ontology annotation, molecular function: DNA binding; DNA-directed RNA polymerase activity; ribonucleoside binding. The record is from RefSeq and is a predicted model, not a curated record. Gene Ontology annotation, biological process: DNA-templated transcription. Bases 1 to 3732 code for a protein of 1243 amino acids.
AUGGGGGGCAAAAGUGACGCCGACUGGUCUGUUGAAUAUGACACUCUCAGACGGGAGCGGUUAUUCAGACAUCCUCCAAAGGAUAAGACAGCGUACCCUGCGCUAGCAGCCGCCAUUCGCCCUCACAUCGACUCGUUCAAUGCUCUAUUUGAGGAUAGCAAAGUGCUGGACGCAGCUCUCAAGGAUAUCGGAAUAAAAUCUUUCAUUGACGGGAACUCGAAAACGCCUGAAGAAAAAGCUGCUCGACGAGAGGAUGGAAGAAGGGCACCAAAGAGAAACAAGCUGAGCGUGCGGAUAACUGAGCUAUUCUUGGAGAAAGCCGUUCUCCCGGCCUCGAACAAAUACAGCACGCGCAAUCGAGAAAUCUACCCUGCCGAGUGCCGUGAAAGACAUGCGACUUAUCGAGGAAAACUAAGGGCGAGAUUGGAAUACAGAGUGAACAAUGGAGAGUGGAAGGAGUCAGUUCGGGAGUUGGGUCAAGUUCCCAUCAUGUUGCGGUCCAACCGAUGCCAUCUAGAAAAGGCUACCCCGGCUCAGCUGGUUGAUCGCAAGGAAGAGUCAGAAGAGCUGGGCGGCUACUUUGUCGUCAACGGAAAUGAGAAGCUUAUCCGAAUGCUAAUCGUUGGUAAAAGAAACUUUCCAACCGCAAUUAUCCGAAACUCUUUCCAGAAGCGUGGCUCAGCGUAUACAAAGUUUGGUGUACAGAUUCGCUCUGUCAGGCCGGAUCAGACCUCGCAGACGAAUGUACUUCAUUACCUUAAUGAUGGAAACGUCACGUUCCGGUUUUCCUGGAGAAAGAACGAAUACCUUGUGCCUGUCAUGAUGAUUCUGAAGGCGCUGAUCGAAACCAAUGACCGCGAGAUAUUUGAACGACUGGUCGGCGGGGAAGGAUCCUUGGGUAUCGAGAAUACCUUCGUCACUGACCGUGUUGAACUGCUCUUACGCACGUACAAGGCAUACGGCGUCCAUUCUCGGUCAAAAUGCAGGGCCUACUUGGGCUCCAAGUUUAGAUUCGUCCUUGGAAUGCCAGAGGAUGUUCCGGACGAAGAUGUUGGUACUGAAUUCCUCCGAAAGAUAGUCCUACCACACCUGGGUAAUCAAAAUGUUACCGAAACCCAGAACAAUGACAAGUUUAACAUGAUCUUGUUCAUGAUACGGAAGCUCUAUAACCUGGUUGCGGGAGAUUGUGCUCCUGACAACCCCGAUGCGGUAUCGAACCAGGAAGUUCUGCUUGGUGGCUACUUGUACGGCAUGCUUCUGAAAGAAAGACUGGAGGAAUGGUUAAAAUCCGUUGGCCCCAUUGUUCGGGACUGGAGAUUAAAAAAUGACGAUGCCAAAUUCACAGAUCCCAGCUUCGAAAGGGACUUCCUUGCGAGGGUUAUCGGCAGGACAAACGAAAAUAUUGGCGGUGCUAUGGAAUAUUUCCUGUCCACUGGAAACCUAGUUAGUCCUACUGGACUUGAUCUUCAGCAGCCUUCUGGUUAUACGGUAAUGGCGGAAAAGAUCAACUUCUACCGAUUUAUCAGUCAUUUCCGAAUGAUUCACAGAGGAAGCUUUUUCGCGCAAUUGAAAACUACUACAGUUCGUAAACUGCUGCCGGAGAGUUGGGGGUUCCUCUGCCCUGUGCAUACCCCUGAUGGAAGUCCUUGCGGUUUGCUGAACCAUCUAGCGCACAAAUGUCUAAUAUCGACCUCCAACCUGGAUGUCUCAGGCGUGCCUGGGGUUCUUGCUGGACUUGGAGUGACUUCUGAAUCAUCCUGUUCCACUGAGGAGAGUAUCCCUGUCCUGCUGGAUGGAAAGAUUCUAGGAUACUGCACGCCAAAACAGUCUCGUGUUAUUGCCGACACCCUCCGGUACUGGAAGGUUCAGGGCCACAAGCACAUUCCGGUAGAGCUUGAAAUUGGUUAUGUUCCCAGUUCGAAUGGCGGUCAAUAUCCGGGCGUGUACAUGUUCUCUGAAGCUGCUCGUAUGUAUCGGCCGGUCAGAUAUCUCCCUCUAGAUAGGCUGGACUAUGUCGGCCCGUUCGAGCAGCCUUAUAUGGAAAUCGCCUGCGUUGCUUCUGAUAUCAAAAACGGCGUUUCCACCCACAUCGAGUUUGACCCAACUCAUAUUCUCUCUAUCCUCGCCAACAUGACUCCGUUCUCCGACUUCAACCAGUCUCCGCGUAACAUGUACCAGUGUCAGAUGGGUAAACAAGCAAUGGGAACUCCCGGUACAGCCAUCGAGUACAGAACAGACAACAAGCUCUACCGACUGCAGACUGGUCAGACACCGGUAGUCAGACCACCUCUGUAUAACGCCUAUGGACUGGAUAACUUCCCCAACGGCAUGAAUGCAGUAGUUGCCGUCAUCUCAUACACAGGCUACGACAUGGACGACGCUAUGAUAAUAAACAAAUCUUCCCAUGAGCGUGGGUUUGGCUACGGGACCAUUUACAAAACGAAGAUUUAUGCUUUGGAUGAUAAAGAAUCACGAGGACGCGGGAAAUCCAAGCGAGCGAUCACCAAGCUAUUCGGGUUUGCGCCGGGCGGUUUGAUCAAGGCGGAGUGGAAAUCGCAGCUUGAUGAAGAUGGACUGCCGCAUAUUGGAGCCAAAGUGAGCGAAGGGAGCCUGGUGUGCGCCUGGUACACUGUUCAAUAUGACCCAGCGACAGACACAUACAUCAACGUCGACAAGCAGACACACUUCCUGAAAUACAAAGACGGAGAAGAAGGAUUCGUCGAUAGUGUCAGAGUCCUUGGAUCGGAGACAGGAAACGAAGUGUGCCAGGCCGUCAGCAUCAAGUACAGAGUGCCCCGUCGACCGGUCAUUGGUGACAAGUUCUCAUCCCGCCACGGCCAAAAGGGUGUCUUGUCCCAGCUAUGGCCAUCGGCAGACAUGCCAUUCUCCGAGUCCGGCAUCCAGCCUGAUGUCAUCAUUAACCCUCACGCUUUCCCAUCUCGAAUGACGAUAGGUAUGUUUGUCGAGUCGCUAGCAGGUAAAGCCGGCUCACUACACGGUCUGCCCCAAGAUUCGACGCCCUUCCAGUUCUCUGAAGAAACGACGGCAGGAGACUACUUUGGCAAACAGCUUCAAAAAGCCGGCUAUAACUUCCACGGAAACGAGCCCAUGUACUCUGGCAUCACAGGCCGGGAGUUUGCAGCUGACAUCUACAUCGGCGUCGUCUACUACCAGCGUCUACGACACAUGGUUAACGAUAAGUUCCAAGUGCGUACGACUGGUCCCGUCAACGCUCUGACCGGCCAGCCCGUCAAGGGUCGUGCUAAGGGUGGUGGUAUCCGUGUCGGAGAGAUGGAGCGUGAUGCAUUGCUGGCCCACGGUGCAGCAUUCCUACUCCAGGACCGACUGAUGAACUGCUCUGACUCUCAGCGUGCAUGGAUAUGUCGAGCCUGUGGUUCUUUUAUCUCAACGCAGGUAGCGGUUUCGCAGCUCCUGUCGCCGCAUAAAAACCCAGCAAUGGAGGCCGUCGUCCAGUCCACUGCUGACGCGAUAGCCAAACCUCUCAGUGGAGUCAGUGCCCUCGGCGGCCUGGCUGGUAUUGUACGGUGUAGAAGAUGCGCCAGGGAGGCGGUCUUCGACGACCCCAGGGCCGAAGUGUGGGAAGACGGCACGGGCAAGAGAUACGUCGGCGGCAGUGAUACAACCGUGGUUGCUGUGCCUGGAGUGCUCAAAUAUCUCGACGUGGAGCUUGCUGCCAUGGGCAUUAAGAUGAGAUUCCAUGUCGAUAACUAA